GCUCGAGGGGCGUUAAACGCUGCAAAUGACAGACUGUGACCGCGCGGCCGCUGUUGCAAAGGGCGUGGACAUUAUUUCAUUAUUUUUUCAUCCUUAUUAUUUUUAUUAUGGUAAUUAUAAAUCCAUCAGUCUCUCGGCUGCCGCUGCGCGCAGCGAAGGAUGCGCUCAUCACCUUGCGGAAGUGAGAUCUAAAUGGAGAAAGACCGUUUCGCCUCGAACGCUCCCCGGCCGACGGAUGUCUCCAAUAAAAAAUUAAAAUAAUAAUAAUAAUAAAUAAGAGAGAUCUGCUUGUUUCUAGGCAAGUUAGUGCGCUUCAUAUGGCCUUUAAAAGCGAGGGGGCAUUAGGAGAAUAGGUGUGACAGGACGGGUCUGUUCGGAUAUGGCUGUGAGCAUCACGGAGCCGCUCAUCCAGCCGUGCGCCUACCAUGAAGCUUUCAAAGGAGAUGAGAUGUGAUGCUGCGCCUGCUUGUUUAAUCAUUAAGUGGUGGUAGAAAGAGGGGCAGGGGAACUGAUGUGUGAUUGCUGUGUGGUCAGUGGAGCUACAGGUGAAGAGACCCCUGAUGCCCGUCCAGCUGAGUCCCGAGCAGGUGGGCCUGGAGAUGCUGUGUCUCUGCGGGCAGCUGGACCUCCUCAUCAGGGCGCAGACGCAGCAGUUCCAGGAGCAGUUAGGACAAGGCUGCAGCCCAGAGGAGUCAGACACUUUCCAGGCUCAAGGAUCAGAGAUUCUCAACCACAUGCUGCAGUGCCUUGAACACCUACCAAAGCCUAUGCCCCAGCUGGAGGACUACCUGGACAUGGUGGGUUUGUCAGCGAUGUUUCCUCGCGUAGAGGUGUUUCUCAUUCAAGGCAGCCCCGUCGACAUGCUGGAGAGCCCACAGAUGGACGAAUACUUCUUCCAUGUGGCUAAACUGAACCAGCUCCUGGUGCUGAGUCAGCAGCUAGAAGAGGAUAUCAGGCACCUUGGGAGUCAUAAGUACAUCGCCCACCAGCUCUCGGUCAUAUAUCAAGUCAUCAGCUCUUUCAGGGGAAUCCAGGUCUUCUCUGAAAUCAAGAAGGAUAUUGAGGCCAAUUUCAAGCAGAUGAAGCAGUCUCUGGUUGCAGAGGAAGGCUCCAGGCAUGAACCACAGCUGGCUGCUCAUUAUAUCAACUGGAUAUUAGAAAUAACUCAAAGCUUAACGUCCGCCGUGUUGUCUCUGCCAGAGGAGCUGAUGGAAGACGUUCACCAGGCCGUGUCCUUCAUGUCCCAUUUCAUCUCCUGACUCUGACUGGACGCCUCUUUAAUCGAGAGGCUCCUGCUUCUGAACGAACUGAUGAUGAUAUGACUGUGAAAAGGUGCUACUCAGUUUGAUUCAGCUGAAUAAUGGUGGGACUGGAAAGCCUACGUACAUUUCAAAAUCACUUUUUUUUUUCUUUUUUUUUUAAUGUUGUGUUCCUGAAUGUGGCCCUUAAUUGUCCCCGUGCUGAGUGAGUUAUUUGGGAUUGAAUGUAAGCCUGUUGAAUCCCUUCUUGCACUAAUGUUAUAACUACUGACACAUUUUUAAAGCGGGAUAAUAAAACUGGAUGCAAUAGGG
Molecule: messenger RNA, 1571 nt
Organism: Mugil cephalus (flathead mullet)
Lineage: Eukaryota; Metazoa; Chordata; Actinopteri; Mugiliformes; Mugilidae
Exons: 8
Coding region: 561-1259 (232 amino acids)
Source: RefSeq, a predicted model, not a curated record